GUGAAAUUAUGUCUGUGCGAUACUUUUUCUGGGGAUUUUCUUUCAUCUUCAUGGUUUCCUUUAUACUGUCGUUCUACAUGUAUUGGAUGGGUCGACCGACACAGCAGGUGGUAUAUAGACGUUCGGAAGGAAACAAGAUUGAACUCACUUGGCAAGAAGCUGAACUGUUAUUUAUCGAAUUUGUUUCAAAGAAGACGUACAAUUGUACAGCGGUUGAAGCUGUUGGAAGCACGAGCAAAAGCAGUUAUGGUGAAGGCAUUCACCUUACCUGCAUGGACAAAACAUACCAACCAAAAUCCCAAUGCAUCGUAUACUCAUUUGGUAUUGCAAAUAUAUGGAACUUUGAGGAAUCACUUGCUGGACGUGGAUGCCAGGUGUUUGCCUUUGACCCCAGUAUGAAUACUGAAAGUCACAAACGAAUGGAGAACCUAUGGUUCUAUAACAUUGGGUUAGGCAGAGUUGAUUCCGAUAACUUUACUCCACGUGUGGAUCAAUAUGUCAAGGAAUCCAAGCUUUUUACAUGGAAAGUGCGAACGAUGAAGUCUAUUAUGGAAAUGCUAGGACACACUAAUAAAAUGAUAGAUGUGCUUAAAAUGGAUAUAGAAGGCUACGAAUUUGACGUCAUCUCGUCAAUGAUAGACGAUGGUACAAUAAAACAAAUGCGGCAGUAUGUGGGUGAAUGGCACAUAUUUGGAGAUCAGAAAUAUGACUAUCCUACAAAAUAUUCGAUUGCAAAACAACUUUGGAGUUAUGGAUUUAAAACAUUCAAUGCGGGUGUCCAUCCUCGAUGUGAUAAAUAUUGCUUCCAAAUCGAUUUAGGAUUUGUCAAUACCAAACUUGGAAAAUAAAAACAGUAUUACCAUAAAGAAAUCCUUUAUUUAGAGAAAAUGCUUUGAGGUAUGGUCCUAAACGAUGGUAUUGGAAAAUUGAAAUGCUGAAUGAGCAUGGUGUAAAAGUGGUUUUGAAAAAUGCCAAAUUUCUCUUUAUGUAGGUUAUUUGUGGUUUAUCAUUUUACAUUGAUUCUGAAAAUAUUGGUGUCCAGUUUUUCAGCGUUUUUGAAAUAUGCAGAUUUUUACCCCCCCCCCCC
Owenia fusiformis is the source of this 1087-nucleotide messenger RNA. NCBI's taxonomy places the organism in Eukaryota, Metazoa, Annelida, Polychaeta, Sabellida, Oweniidae. The record is from the annotation of a GenBank genome assembly.